Messenger RNA from Owenia fusiformis, 715 nucleotides. The record is from the annotation of a GenBank genome assembly. Lineage: Eukaryota; Metazoa; Annelida; Polychaeta; Sabellida; Oweniidae.
GCUGGCAUUUUGACGACUCAAGUUGUAAUUUCCGCCUUCCUCCAAUUGAUGAUACUUCACCCUGAGGUACAGACCCGUCUACAGUGUGAAAUUGACUCUGUCGUUGGGGCAUCUAGGGCCCCAUCUAUCGAGGACAGAGAUGCCAUGCCAGUGUUACAGGCGAAUAUACAUGAAAUACUGAGAUAUGUGUCACAUGUUCCUAUUGCUGUGCCACACAAGACAACUGUAGAUACUUCAAUCGGAGGAUACGAUAUCCCGAAAUCCACACAGGUCUGGAUGAACUUAUUCUCAAUGCACCACGAUGAAAAUAUGUUUGAAUGUUUGACGAACCAUGGAGUUACAAACCUGAGAGAUGGCUGGAUGAUUCAGGACAAUUGUUGUCGGUUGAAGAAAGAAAUAAAAUCUUUCCCUUUGGAGCAGGUCGCAGAGUGUGUGUAGGGGAGCACUUUGCAAGAGCAAGGAUAUAUCUGUUCCUCGCCAACAUACUACAAAGAUUCAGUGUAGUUUUACCCGAGGGCGCAGAGGCACCUAGUGUUGACCCCAGACACUAUAAACUCGGCAUCGUUCUCUCCCCACAGCCAUUCACAAUUAAGGCCAUGCCACGUUAACAAUGCGAAUUCAUUUCCACAACCUAAACGUGAACGGAAAAUAUUUAAGCGAUGCAUUUGUAUUGGCGAUUAGGUUGGUGUUUAGGUUGGCGUUUCGAUUUUAUAUG